AUGAGAUCAACAUAAUUAACAUAAUGCAUACAAAAAGAAGAAGAGGAUCAAUUUGUUUAUGAAUUUGAUAACCUAUCUGAACCUUAAUAAAAUUUAUAGACUCCUGAUUUUUAAGCUACAAAACAAAAUGAGGCUAAUUAGUAAGUCUCAUACUCAGCUUAAAUUUAGUAAACAGAUCAAUAUGGAUUCAAAUCAUAAAUAAAUUUAAUACAUCAUAAAGAUAGAAAAACACUUAAUGCAAGAGUAGAAAAAUGGAGAUAAAUGAUAAAUGAGUUUGAUAAAUAAAAUGCAUAAUUAAUCAAAGAAAGAACUCGAAAAGUAUUUCCUAAUUUUAUUUUAGGGAAUACCUGAUGGAUUAAGAAUUCUAGCUUGGCCACUUCUAGCUGAUAUCAAAAAGGCAAAAGAAAAAUCAAAUACCAUUUAAAAGAUGUCAAAAUAUUCUGAUUUUUUAACAAAAAAUGAAUUUAAAUUCGAGCAUUAGAUAAGAUUAGAUGUUCAUCGUACAUUCCCAGAUAAUAUUAAUUUUUAAGUACUUAUCCUUUAUAUUUAGGAUUAAACAGUACUUUCUGAAUCUCUAGUCAAUGUAUUAAAAGCAUUAUCAGAAGCUAUUCCAGACAUGGGAUAUUGUUAAGGAUUAAAUUUCUUAACUGCAGCUCUUAUUAUGGUGACAAAUGAUGAAAAUGUAAGAAUCCUUAAUAAUUUUUAGGCUUUCUGGAUUCUAUAUCGAUUAAUGACACAUUACAAUUUAACAGCUAAAUACAAAGAUCCCAAUUCUCUUUAUAGAGAAUUUUAUAUUCUUGAUAAUUUGAUAUAAUAAUAUCAUCCUUAUACUUCAAAAAUACUAAAACGUCAUAAUAUUGAUUUGUUCUAUUUUACAACUGAAUGGUUAUACAUAUUUCAUUAAUAUUAGGUUUAUUACAUUAUUUUCAACUGCUCUACCAAUUAAUCUAUUUUAUAGAGUUUUUGAAAUAUUCUUAGUUGAAGGUGAAAAAACUAUUUUUAGAUGUGCUUUAGCAAUAAUUCAUUUCAAAGAAUAAAAAUUAACAUAAUUAAAUGAUUUUGAAAAUGGUCUUUAAUAUCUUAGGUCUAAUGAAGAUUUAUUUCAUUUAGAUUCUAAUUAAUUCAUUAAUCUAAUGCUAACCAAAUACAAAUUCUCCAAAAAUAUCAUUCAAUAAUUAGAUUAGAAAUAUAAAAAAAAUUAAAAGUGA
Molecule: messenger RNA, 1208 nt
Organism: Paramecium pentaurelia
Lineage: Eukaryota; Ciliophora; Oligohymenophorea; Peniculida; Parameciidae
Source: the annotation of a GenBank genome assembly